Pangasianodon hypophthalmus (striped catfish) is the source of this 2098-nucleotide messenger RNA. It is a transcript of the gene atp6v0d1, whose product is annotated as ATPase H+ transporting V0 subunit d1. NCBI's taxonomy places the organism in Eukaryota, Metazoa, Chordata, Actinopteri, Siluriformes, Pangasiidae. The record is from RefSeq and is a predicted model, not a curated record. The transcript is spliced from 8 exons. Bases 106 to 1158 code for a protein of 350 amino acids. Gene Ontology annotation, biological process: vacuolar acidification; proton transmembrane transport; vacuolar transport. Gene Ontology annotation, cellular component: lysosomal membrane; early endosome; plasma membrane proton-transporting V-type ATPase complex. Gene Ontology annotation, molecular function: proton-transporting ATPase activity, rotational mechanism.
AGCAGCUCUCUUCCUCUGCAGUCUGGCCCGCGCGCGCACACGCACACACACUUGCCUUCCUGAGGAUUUAAUAUCCUGUAUCCUGAUAGAUAAAAAAUAUUCAACAUGCCGUUUUCGGAGUUAUAUUUUAACGUGGAUAAUGGCUAUUUGGAAGGGCUGGUGAGAGGUUUUAAGGCUGGAAUCCUCACUCAGGGCGAUUAUCUGAACCUGGUUCAGUGUGAAACACUGGAAGAUCUGAAGCUUCACCUGCAGAGCACAGAUUAUGGAAGCUUUCUGGCCAAUGAAGCAUCUCCCCUCACCGUAUCGGUCAUCGAUGACAAGCUGAAGGAGAAGAUGGUGGUGGAGUUCCGCCACAUGAGGAACCAGUCGUAUGAGCCUUUGGCCAGCUUCAUGGAUUUCAUCACGUACAGCUACAUGAUUGAUAAUGUCAUCCUCCUGAUCACGGGCACGCUGCACCAGAGGGCGAUCUCAGAGCUGGUGCCUAAAUGCCACCCGCUGGGCAGCUUUGAGCAGAUGGAGGCCGUCAACAUUGCCCAGACCCCUGCUGAGCUCUACAACGCCAUCCUGGUUGAUACACCACUGGCUGCUUUCUUCCAGGAUUGCAUCUCAGAGCAGGAUCUUGAUGAGAUGAACAUUGAGAUCAUCCGUAACACCCUGUACAAGGCUUAUCUUGAGGCCUUUUAUAAGUUCUGCACCAAUCUAGGUGGGACCACAGCAGACACAAUGUGCCCUAUUCUGGAAUUUGAGGCAGACCGGAGGGCCUUUAUAAUCACCAUCAACUCAUUUGGGACAGAGUUAUCUAAAGAGGACCGGGCUAAACUCUUCCCUCACUGUGGAAAGCUUUACCCAGAAGGCCUAGCACAGCUGGCACGGGCUGACGACUACGAGCAGGUCAAAGCUGUUGCUGACUACUACCCUGAAUACAAGCUUCUGUUUGAGGGUGCUGGGAGUAACCCAGGCGAUAAAACGCUGGAGGAUCGCUUCUUUGAGCACGAGGUGAAGCUGAACAAACUGGCCUUCCUUAACCAGUUCCACUUCAGUGUGUUCUACGCUUAUGUGAAGCUGAAGGAGCAGGAAUGCCGUAACAUCGUGUGGAUUGCAGAGUGUAUCGCGCAGAGGCACCGCGCUAAGAUCGACAACUAUAUCCCCAUUUUCUAAUGUUAGACCCUCUCAUUAACUCUUGUCUGAAAUUGUCGUUCACACCCUGUUAUUUAUAAGUGCUGUAUAUUUUGAAUCAUUUCUGUAAUAUCUAAUGGUGUAUGUUUGUCUAGAAGUCCAACUUUCAGGCAACAGCUUUCUCUGGUUGAGAUUUAUCAAUGUUUACAGCUUGCCUUGGAGAGAAUCAUCCUUGGUGGUUCAGUUAAAGUGUUGAACACUUUAAUAUGGUACUUAGGGAUCAAAGUAGCAUUAAUCAUGUGACACGCCAACAUUUUGUUGUAGCUGCCGUGUCUAAUGUCUAUAUUGUCCAACCAGACUAACAUCUACUCUCUGACAUCCUGGUCCUGGCACAUCACUAUGGAUAAAGCAAAAGAGUGUAAUUAGACAUUUUACAGACUUUAGGACUGCAUGAUUGAUUGAGUCAAACAUUCCAUUAUUUUAACAUGUCUGUACAUCCAUAGCUUAUUAUACUACAUCACUUUUAAUUUCUGAAAGUUUCCAAAUUAAACCUUGCUGUACAGACAUGUCGCUUUCCCUUUGUAAAGCAAAUUCCAUCGCAGUCAUUUCUUAACCUUAUCCAGUGGUAAUGAGUAUUAAGAAAGCAUUGGUGGAAAAAAAAUCUGAACAUGAAGUUUUAUGAUAGAAACAUACUUAAGUGGAAAAGUGUUGCUUUUUCUUGUGUAUGAACGCUCUGUGUCGAAGCUGAUGUGAAUUGAACUCUUCUGUUUUUGUAAAUUAGUGUUGACUAACUUAUGGUGUAGAUCAGAUUUUAUCAACGAGAGCCAAAUGUGAAAGGUCAGACCUAUAUAAGAAUAUGAUUUGAAUAUGAUUUAAAUAUGACCUCGCAUUCAGGUAUCCCGUGCUGUAAAAAUUGUAUCGUAUUUCUGUAGUCUUGCUUUUGUUUUGUGUUGGAGAGAAAUAUAUGGAAUCUGUGUCUAAA